AUGGGCGGUGUAUCUGGUUCGCCCAUCGAUUCCGCCGAGGAAAAGGCUCUUGUUAGACGCUUAGACAGACGCUUGCUACUGUUUGUCAUGUUUGGCAAUCUCGUCAAAACGUUGGAUAACACCAACCUAGCGAAUGCAUUCAUUAGUGGUAUGGAAGAGGAGCUAAAUAUCACCGGUGUCCAAUACAAUUGGAUGGUAGUGAUGUUUAUGAUUGGUUACCUUGUCAUGCAAAUUCCGUCCAAUAUGCUGUUAUCCAGGUUGCGACCAUCCAUUUAUCUUCCGGCGAUGGAAUUUGUGUGGUGUGUCCUAACCUUGUCAAUGGCUUGCGUACAGUCUGUGCGUGCGGUCUGCAUUCUCCGUUUUCUUCUUGGCUUGGCAGAAGCUGGCUUCUACCCCGGAAUUGUGUUCCUGAUCAGUAACUGGUAUACGAAACAGGAACUGGGAAAGCGGAAUUCCUUACUGGCUGUGUGUGGAGCUCUCGGUGGUGCGUUAAGCGGUUUAAUCCAAGCGGGAUUGCUGAAAACAAUGGAUGGUACCCUCGGCAUCAGUGGAUGGCGUUGGAUGUUCAUUUUUGAUGGAACGAUCACCGCUGGUCUAGUGGUCCUUGGCUACCUCUAUCUUCCCGACUACCCCAACAAUACCCAAUGGCUUAGUGAUAAAUAUUUGUAUCUUUUCGUCUUGUGUUGGGCAUCUCUCCAUCUAGGAUUAGGUCCAGCACAUGUCCUGGGCAUUGUGGCCAAGAAACUUGGCUACAGCGCCAUCUCGGCGAACCUCUUCACUACGCCGGAUAUGAUCAUUACCAUGAUUUGCGGUCUGUGUAAUGGUUUCGUUAGUGAUCGAUUGCAGACGAGAUUAUGGUGCAUCCUUGUACCCGCAUUUUUUGCCUUUAUUGGCUGCAGCUUGCUUUCCGUAUUCGUGCAGCCUUUCGGCUUCUUGUAUGUGGCAUUUAUUUUGGCUCACGCUGGACUUAGUUCCACGGCUGCGAUCACCAUGACGUGGGCAAGCGAAAUAUUAUCAUCAACGUCGUUGGAAGUGCAAGCGAUGGCACUUGCUAUUAUGAACACUUCCUCUUCCCUCAUGUUUACAUGGGCACCCAUUGUGCUUUGGCCAGUAACGGGUAAGAGCUGA
Molecule: messenger RNA, 1128 nt
Organism: Radiomyces spectabilis
Lineage: Eukaryota; Fungi; Mucoromycota; Mucoromycetes; Mucorales; Radiomycetaceae
Product: major facilitator superfamily domain-containing protein
Exons: 10
Coding region: 1-1128 (375 amino acids)
Biological process (GO): transmembrane transport
Cellular component (GO): membrane
Molecular function (GO): transmembrane transporter activity
Source: RefSeq, a predicted model, not a curated record